This is a messenger RNA of Myotis brandtii (Brandt's bat), 1179 nucleotides long. It is a transcript of the gene TNNT2, whose product is annotated as troponin T type 2 (cardiac). Gene Ontology annotation, biological process: cardiac muscle contraction; sarcomere organization; regulation of muscle contraction. NCBI's taxonomy places the organism in Eukaryota, Metazoa, Chordata, Mammalia, Chiroptera, Vespertilionidae. Gene Ontology annotation, molecular function: troponin C binding; troponin I binding; tropomyosin binding. Bases 213 to 1007 code for a protein of 264 amino acids. Gene Ontology annotation, cellular component: troponin complex. The record is from RefSeq and is a predicted model, not a curated record. The transcript is spliced from 15 exons.
UGGGGGGAGGGUAUGUGUGGAUUAUCUUGGCUGGGGGGUCCAUCAUCGUUUUCCUAGCACCCCCUCUUUUCCUCACACGAAGGUGGGUUACAUCCUGUUGUCCUACGUCAUGAUUCCGGGGGGCAGAACGGCCCGCCCCCCUCAAACACACUCUCCCACCUUCCAAUCCCCCAGCAUCACGACCCCUGGAAGCUUGGAGGGAGAGGGAGGCCAUGUCUGACGCAGAAGAGGUGGAGGAGUACGAGGGGGAGCAGGAAGAGGAAGCCGUGGAAGAGCAGGAAGAGGUCGCGGAAGAGGAGGCAGUGGAGGAGGAGGCAGCGGAGGAGAAGGCUGAGGGCGAGGCUGAGGCGGAGGCGGAGGCUGAGACCAACGCGGACGACGACAGACAAGAGGAGGGAGUGAAGGAGGCUGAAGAUGGCCCCGUGGGGGAGUCCAAACCCAAGCCCAGGCCCUUCAUGCCCAACCUGGUGCCGCCCAAGAUCCCCGACGGAGAGAGGGUGGACUUCGACGACAUCCACCGGAAGCGCAUCGAGAAGGACCUGAACGAGCUGCAGACGCUGAUCGAGGCUCACUUCGAGAGCAGGAAGAAGGAGGAGGAGGAGCUCGUCUCGCUCAAAGACAGGAUUGAGAACCGCAGGCGCGCGGAGGACGAGGCCCGUAAGAAGAAGGCCCUUUCCAACAUGAUGCACUUCGGGGGCUACAUCCAGAAGCAGGCGCAGACGGAGCGGAAAAGCGGGAAGAGGCAGACGGAGCGGGAGAAGAAGAAGAAGAUCCUGGCCGAGAGGAGGAAGGUGCUGGCCAUCGACCACCUGAACGAAGAUCAGCUGAGGGAGAAGGCCAAGGAGCUGUGGCAAUGCAUCUACAACCUGGAGGCUGAGAAGUUCGACCUGCAGGAGAAGUUCAAGCAGCAGAAAUACGAAAUCAACGUGCUCCGAAACAGAAUCAAUGACAACCAGAAAGUCUCCAAGACCCGGGGGAAGGCCAAGGUCACCGGGCGCUGGAAGUGAAGGCCCAGACCCGCUCCCGGCCGUGUCCUGCCCGCCCUGCAGGCCCCCAGCUCCUGGGCCUCCUGGCACGGGGCCGGGCGGGGAGCAGGUCCUGUCUGGCCACCGCCACACACGGCUGCAACCCACAUGCCCACACCCCGCGGGUAAUAAAGCCACCGCCCACCCAAUGGCA